GGCCCCUUUAAAAGCCCCGCGGCCCCUUUAAGGACCGCCCCGCCCCGCGACCCGGAAGCGGCCCGCCGCCCCGGAAGUGGACGGCGCGCCGCGGCGGGGUUGCGCGAAGAUGCCGCUGCCGGUUCAGGUGUUCAACUUGCAGGGGGCCGUGGAGCCCAUGCAGAUCGACGUGGACCCGCAGGAGGACCCGCAGAAUGCGCCCGACGUCAACUACGUGGUGGAGAACCCCACCCUGGACCUGGAGCAGUAUGCGGCCAGCUACAGCGGCCUGAUGCGCAUCGAGCGGCUGCACUUCAUAGCCGACCACUGCCCGCCGCUGCGCGUGGAGGCCCUGAAGAUGGCCCUGGCCUUCGUGCAGCGCACCUUCAACGUGGACAUGUAUGAGGAGAUCCACCGCAAGCUCGCCGAGGCCAGCAGGGAGCUGCAGCAUGCGCCCGAUGCAGUCCCCGAGAGUGGCGUCGAGCCCCCGCCCCUGGACACGGCCUGGGCUGAGGCCACGCGGAAGAAGGCGCUGCUGAAGCUGGAGAAGCUUGACACGGACCUGAAGAACUACAAGGGCAACUCUAUCAAGGAGAGCAUCAGGCGCGGCCACGACGACCUGGGAGACCACUACCUGGACUGCGGGGAUCUCAGCAACGCCCUCAAGUGCUACUCCCGUGCCCGCGACUACUGCACCAGCGCCAAGCACGUCAUCAACAUGUGCCUCAAUGUCAUCAAGGUCAGCGUCUACCUGCAGAACUGGUCUCACGUGCUGAGCUACGUCAGUAAGGCCGAGUCCACCCCGGAGAUUGCCGAGCAGCGCGGGGAGCGUGACAGCCAGACCCAGGCUAUCCUCACCAAGCUGAAAUGUGCCGCAGGGCUGGCGGAGUUGGCCGCUCGCAAGUACAAGCAGGCGGCGAAGUGCUUCCUGCUGGCCUCCUUUGACCACUGCGACUUCCCCGAGCUCCUGUCCCCCAGCAACGUGGCCGUAUACGGUGGCCUCUGCGCGCUGGCCACGUUCGACCGGCAAGAGCUGCAGCGCAACGUCAUCUCCAGCAGCUCCUUCAAGCUGUUCCUGGAGCUGGAGCCGCAGGUCCGGGACAUCAUCUUCAAGUUCUACGAGUCCAAGUAUGCCUCGUGCCUGAAGAUGCUGGACGAGAUGAAGGAUAACCUACUCUUGGACAUGUACCUGGCGCCCCAUGUCAGGACCCUGUACACCCAGAUCCGCAACCGUGCUCUCAUCCAGUAUUUCAGCCCCUACGUGUCGGCGGACAUGCGCAGGAUGGCCACGGCCUUCAACACCACGGUGGCGGCGCUGGAGGAUGAGCUGACGCAGCUCAUCCUGGAGGGACUCAUUAAUGCCCGCAUAGACUCGCACAGCAAGAUCCUAUACGCCCGGGACGUGGAUCAGCGCAGCACCACCUUCGAGAAGUCCCUGCUCAUGGGCAAGGAGUUCCAGCGCCGCGCCAAGGCUAUGAUCCUGCGCGCGGCCGUGCUGCGGAACCAGGUGCACGUGAAGUCCCCGCCCCGCGAAGGGAGCCAGGGAGAGCUGACUCCGGCCAACAGCCAGUCCCGGAUGAGCACCAACAUGUGAGGCUGCCGAUCGCCCCGCCCCCCCAUGGCCCCCCUGGGGACAGCCUGCAGGGCCCCG
Sorex fumeus (smoky shrew) is the source of this 1630-nucleotide messenger RNA. RefSeq names its product G protein pathway suppressor 1 (gene GPS1). Gene Ontology annotation, cellular component: COP9 signalosome. Bases 110 to 1573 code for a protein of 487 amino acids. NCBI's taxonomy places the organism in Eukaryota, Metazoa, Chordata, Mammalia, Eulipotyphla, Soricidae. The record is from RefSeq and is a predicted model, not a curated record. The transcript is spliced from 13 exons.